Molecule: messenger RNA, 1131 nt
Organism: Sebastes umbrosus (honeycomb rockfish)
Lineage: Eukaryota; Metazoa; Chordata; Actinopteri; Perciformes; Sebastidae
Gene: hadh
Product: hydroxyacyl-CoA dehydrogenase
Exons: 8
Coding region: 60-989 (309 amino acids)
Biological process (GO): fatty acid beta-oxidation
Cellular component (GO): mitochondrion
Molecular function (GO): (3S)-3-hydroxyacyl-CoA dehydrogenase (NAD+) activity; NAD+ binding
Source: RefSeq, a predicted model, not a curated record
CUGGUCUGAUAGCCUUACAGCAGCAGCCAGCAGUAUUGUUGUCACACAGUUGACACAGUAUGGCUUUCUUCACUCACCAAAUCUGCAGAGGUUUGUCGUCCUCGGCUGUGAGGAAUGUGGUCAUUAAACAUGUCACGAUCAUCGGAGGUGGGCAGAUGGGUGCAGGGAUCGCACAGGUCGCUGCAUCAACUGGCCACUCGGUGACCCUGGUGGACACUAAUGAGGACAUCCUUAAAAAGGCUGUCAAAGGAAUUGAAGGGAACCUCAAAAGAGUGGUCAAGAAGAAGUUUGCUGAUAAGCCAGAGGCGGGUGAAGAGUUCAUGCAGAAAGCCCUGCAGAACGUGUCAACCGCGACAGAUGCUGGAUCUGUAGUCCAGGGCUCGGAUCUUGUGUUGGAAGCCAUUGUGGAAAAUCUAAAAAUCAAACAGGAUCUCUUUGGUGGCCUUGACAAGCUGGCACCAGCACAUACCAUCUUUGCCAGCAACACAUCCUCCCUGUCCAUCAAAGACAUCGCCAGCUCCACCAACAGGCUGGAUAGAUUCGGUGGCCUUCACUUCUUCAACCCAGUCCCUGUGAUGAAGCUUGUAGAGGUCAUUGCAGUCCCAGCAACGAGCCAAGAGACUUUCGACUCCCUCCUGAACUUCAGCAAAACGCUCGGGAAAACACCAGUGUCCUGCAAGGAUACGCCAGGAUUCAUUGUAAACCGCCUACUUCUUCCUUACAUCAUGGAUGCCAUCCGGAUGUAUGAGAGAGGUCAUGGAUCCAAAGAGGACAUUGAUAUUGCCAUGAAACUUGGUUGUGGUUAUCCCAUGGGACCCUUUGAACUCUCAGACUAUGUAGGACUAGACACCAUGAAGUUCAUCAUGGACGGUUGGUCUGCAGCGAAUCCUGGCGACCCAUAUUUUGCCCAGAUUGAACUGCUGAACAAGUUGGUUGCUGAGGGCAAAUGGGGCAAAAAGACAGGAGAAGGAUUCUACAAGUACAAGUGAUUUACUCACAUCACUGUGAAACUAGUCCGAACAUCAGAAGUCAUUGUUUUUAUUAUUUUGUGUAUACCUGUACCUCUCCUGUGUUUCACUCUGUUUGCUGCUGUUGCUGCUUUGACAUCCACAUUUCUCUCUGGGGAUUAAU